Messenger RNA from Nelumbo nucifera (sacred lotus), 1370 nucleotides. Its product is annotated as protein WALLS ARE THIN 1-like. The record is from RefSeq and is a predicted model, not a curated record. Gene Ontology annotation, cellular component: membrane. Gene Ontology annotation, molecular function: transmembrane transporter activity. NCBI's taxonomy places the organism in Eukaryota, Viridiplantae, Streptophyta, Magnoliopsida, Proteales, Nelumbonaceae.
GCAGUAUGGUGAGUGAUGAAGAAUUAAUUGUAGGAACUAAAAAACCAUCACUAGCUCUUGAACUCCCCGCUUGUGGAGUUAGAAGAGUGAGCAAAGAUGUUGACUUCGUCUCUGAAGAAUUGUGCCACAAAGAUAGGUCCACAUGCUAUUAUGAUCUUUGUUCAGCUAAUAGCUGCAGGUUAUAUCGUCUUAAGCAAGGUUAUUGUGGUAGAUGGAAUAAGCUCCAGUGUAUAUCUUGUCUAUCAAUUCAUAUUAGCCACCGUUUUCAUGGCAGUCUUGGCAUUUUUCCUUGAAAGAAGGACUAGACCUCCCUUUACAAAAUCAAUUGCAAUGUGGAUUUUCUUACUUGCUUUUGCGGGGAUAACAAUUCCACAAAACCUUCUAGUGGGAUGCUUAAACUUCAUAUCCAGCACAAUAGAAGCUUCAGUUUUCAACUUGGUACCUGUGUUCACAUACAUCUUGUCUGUAAUCUCAAGGCAAGAAGCACUUGAACUCAACAGAUGGUGGGGUAGAGGCAAGAUAUUUGGAACCCUUUUAUCUGUUUCUGGGGCACUCACCCUCAUGCUAUGGCGUGGAUCAUCUGUUUCUUUUCUUACUUCAGCUUUGGGUAAUUGGUUGCUUGGCUUCUUUAUGGCUGUUUUUGGCAUCCUUUCCUACAGUGCAUGGAUUUCGAUGUUGAGGCCCAUUUUGGAAAUAUAUCCAGCUGAGUUCUCGUUGACUGCAAUCAUGUUCUUCUUUGGAACAUUACAAACAAGUGUAGUGGCUUCAAUUCUAAGCCGUGAAGCAUCAGAUUGGAAGCUGAAAUGGGAUUUAGAGCUCUUAAGCAUAGUCUUUGGAGGAGUUUUAAACAGCGGGCUGAGUUGCGCCUUGUUAACAUGGGCAACGUCUAUCAAGGGACCAAUUUUUGUUGCUGCAUUUACACCGCUAACCUUCGUUUUCGCAGCUAUCAUGGAGAAAAUUUUGGGGUCCACUUUGUACCUUGGAAGUGUUAUUGGAUCAAUCGUGAUAGUUCUGGGGCUCUACAUAUAUUUAUGGUCAAAAUCAAAAGAAGAAGCGCACAGCUCUAUGGAAGGGGACGACUGUAUUACAUCUUCUCUUCUUCCAUAAUUUGCCUUCUAACUUUUGUCUGUCCUUAAUUAGUUGGGAUUGGGAUUGGGAUUGUUACGUACAGAAGCAAAUAAUCAGUGGAAAUAAUUCCUAUCAUGUAAACUUAUGGCAGAAUUUGAGGGAAACAUUCGAUCAAAGGUUUUUUGAGUAAAUAUGUAAUUAUAUUAAAGGUCUAAGCACGUCAUAAUCCCAAAUGUAUGGCCCAUAUAUUUUCUAAUGGACCAAAGAUAUUCUCCACGUCAUGGAAUUUUCUUUUCUUUGCU